AAAGUGCAAUUCCUCUAAAACUAAUACAAAUCACAGAAUCUGACUGUUAUACACAAACAACCGGGUCAAUUCAUUCAUCACUUCGUAACUAAAUUAUAAAAUAAAAUGAGACUGUUGUUUUCAUCCCUCAUGACUUCAAGACGUCUUCAUUGAUUUGCACGCAACUUUGAUGAAAGGUAAUUGACCUAAACCGUCCACUCGUGUUUCUAUAAUUUGGAGAAUCAGGAGUAUGUGCACAUACUGUAAACAUAUUUUUGAAAUAUCUAUUUAUAUAUAUUAUAUGGGAUGUCAUGAAAGGGUCAUGAACCUUGUUACAUGUCUUGCUUCCAUUUCUCAUAUUGCUGAACGCGUUGAGUUCCUGCAGGCAGCACCUAAAGGGCACUGACACAAACAUCGUGUAUCCCCUCUACAAAUGUUAAUUGACCCGCUGAAUCCCUCCAGCACUUUGUUUUCUUUCUCUGAAACGUUACUUUUGUAAUGUAGUAUAAUGCUGGUACAGAGAACACAAAUCACGGCUUCAUUUGCACCUUCAGCUGAUAAGUGAACUUUGACUCGUUUGACUAUGGGCCGCCCACAGUCAACCUGCGAAAAAUCUUGGCGUGCUUUGACUGGGGAAUAAAAGUUGAUUGGAACAGUUUAAAGACUGAGUACAACUGAUAAUAUCGAAAACCAUCCCGGACAUAUGGGUUCCUGUGUCCAGAGGCGUUAAUAAAUAACACCCUGGUCGAGCAAGUCGCUGAUUGCUUUGUUAGGGGUGAAGCCCGGCGCUCGCCAACGCCAAGGCGGGCUCGACCGCGACGUCCUGAGAAACAGCGCAACGUGGAGGCGGCCGGCCGGUCGGAAAUGGGCUCUUCGCUGACGGGAAGUUUUGUUUCCAACCAUCGAGCUGACCAAAGAUCAUAGAUGACUGCGAAAACAAAAGACCAGUAGCCAACCGUCUGCACGGCUCGCAACUGCUCGGCGGGGGGUGUGAAAACCAACUCCAAUCCCCACCUCCCUCCCACCAGAAAAUCCCCAGGAGGAAAACAAAGGCACCAAGUGAAAUUUGCGCCCACUGCGUGCGUUUUCUUUGCUAAUUUUUCUUUGCUAAUCCCCCCUCCCUAGUUGCAACGUUUCCAGCCGAGCUUUCCCAAACACGGGCGAGGAGGGGAGGUAUCUGUCCUGAGGUCUGAGUGCUGCGGGCGCCCCCGCAGGUGGUUCGCUGGGCCGGUGUGUGGGAGGUGCGGGAAAGGCCGUGGUGUGAAUGAUCGGGAUCCCUUUGUGUGGCAGCAGGCUCGGCUCGGCUCGGCACUGCACUGCUCUGCGGCUGCUGUACCACUGGUGCGGCCGCCCACUGCCGCCUUCACCGGGGGGUCUCUGCUGGAUACAAGCGGCCAAGAAGACGCUUCUCCACUGUCCCGCUGGCACAAAGGAUUGCGGACUGAGGACUGAUUCCGGGGCUGCUACAGUCAUGAUGCGGGGAGUCCAGUACACCGCCGGCGCCGGCGAUGCUUCCACGGGCAUUUAAGUUUUGCCUUCGGACGCGUGGAUGUUUUGUAGCCGGACGUAGUGCAGUUUCGGACUUUGAAUGGAGAAUCACGGCGCAUCAUCGCAGGGGCCUGGUGGUGGUUGUUGGCUUUUCUGCCCGUUUCUUUUAGCGAUAUAGAAGGCGCCCACAAACCUCGGGAAAGUUUGCUGCCUUGUACUGAGAUUAUUUUUUUUUUUACGGCGGCCCAAAAGAAAAUGAAACCUCGCACUGCAGACGUGGAGUUGUCAGGGGUGGUUUUGCUGCUGGUGGUCGGGGCUUGCGUAUCUGUGCCGAGUGGUUGUAAGCACUUGGAUGAACGUCCGAAAAACGCCUGGAAGCUUUCGUCCGCCGCUGUCCCGCCGGCCACCCCAGUCCCCGGGGCAGCCGACAAGAAAGUUGUUUGCACCAAUUUGGAGCUGACAGAGAUUUUCCCACUCGACACCCUCCCCAACAAGACAGUUACAUUGAUCCUCAGCAACAACAAAUUAACAGAGUUGAAGAAUAACUCGUUUGCAGGACAGAGGUAUCUGGAACGAUUAGAUAUGAGGAACAAUCUCAUCAGUAAUGUAGAAUUGGGUGCUUUCUGGGGACUUUCAGCACUGAAAAGACUGGAUUUAUCUAGCAACAAGAUAAGCUGUCUAAAUGGGGAAAUGUUCAGAGGCUUGUCAAAUCUUAUACGAUUGAACAUUUCAGGAAACCUCUUUUCUACACUGUCUGAAGGGAUAUUUAAGGACCUGCAGAUGCUGAAAUAUGUAGAAUUUCAGACAGACUAUCUGUUGUGUGAUUGCAACUUACUAUGGGUGAUACAAUGGAUAAAGACCAAAAAUGUAACUGUCAGGGAAACUAAAUGUGCCUUCCCAAAGUCUCUGCAGAGGCAGCUUGUGAUGAGUGUUAAGAAAGAACUUCUGACUUGUGAUGCUCCUCUUGAGCUGCCAUCCUUUCAGUUGAGUCCUUCCCAUCGUCAGGUGGUGUUUGAGGGGGACAGUCUCCCUUUCCAGUGCAUUGCUUCUUACAUUGAUCAGGACAUGCAAGUUCUCUGGUAUCAGGAUGGAAAGAUGGUGGAAACUAAUGAAUCCCAAGGAAUUUAUGUUGAAAAAAAUAUGGUUCAUAAUUGUUCCUUUAUUGUAAGUACACUAACUAUUUCAAAUAUCCAAAUGGAUUCGUCUGGAAACUGGGAAUGCCAAGUCCAAACCAAACGUGGAAACAACACAAAACAAGUCAAUGUCGUCGUCUUGGAAAGCUCGGCUAAGUACUGCCCUCCAGAAAUGGUGAUGAACAAUAAAGGGGAUUUCAGGUGGCCUCGUACACUGGCUGGCAUUACUGCCUACCUGCUCUGUACCCGAUACUCUGCAAGCACUGGUAUUUACCCCGGAGGCUCUCAGGAUGAGAAGGCUUGGCGCAAAUGUGAUCGAGGGGGCUUUUGGUCCGAUGACAACUAUUCUCGAUGUCAGUAUGCAAAUGAUGUUACACGGGUUCUUUACAUGUUUAACCAGAUGCCUUUGAACCUUACAAAUGCUGUGGCAACAGCACAACAACUCCUGGCUUACACAGUGGAAGCAGCAAACUUUUCAGAUAAGAUGGAUGUCAUUUUUGUGGCUGAAAUGAUUGAAAAGUUUGGCAAGUUUGCAGAGAAAUACAAGGAGCUUGGAGAUGUCAUGGUGGAUAUUGCGAGUAACAUCAUGUUAGCAGAUGAACAUGUCCUCUGGAUGGCACAAUGGGAAGCUAAAGCCUGCACUCGAAUUGUUCAGUGUUUACAACGGAUUGCUACUUACAGGCUAGCCAGUGGAGCUCAAGUUUAUUCCACAUAUUCUCCAAACAUUGCAAUGGAAGCCUCUGUGGUGAAAGCCAAUGGCUUCACUGGGUUGACCUGCACCGUGUUCCAGAAAGUCACCAUGGCAGAUCGAUCAGGACUAGCUGACUUUGGACGAAGAGAUCCUGAUGGCAACCUAGAUAAACAGUUCAGUUUUAAGUGCAGUCCUGGCAAUAUCAGCAACACACUUUCUAGUUUUGUAAUCAAGAAUACCAUAGCAGAGGCAUCUAUUCAAUUGCCACCAUCCUUGUUUUCCCAAAAUCCUGUAUCAACUCAAAUGGACGAUGCAGUCUACAAAUUACAGCUUAUUGCUUUUCGGAAUGGCAAACUUUUUCCAAGCACGGGGAAUUCUACAAAUUUGGCAGAUGAUGGAAAGAGACGGACUGUGGCCUCUCCAGUCAUCUAUACUAAGAUAGAUGACACCAGUGUAUAUACUCUCAGUCAACCUAUCACUGUGACACUGCGUCGUAUUGCACAUGGAGUGGAUGCUAUUGCUGCCCACUGGGACUUCAACCUUCUGAAUGGUUAUGGAGGAUGGAUUUCUGAUGGCUGCCAGAUUAUCACAUCGGAUGAAAAUGUCACCACAAUGCAAUGUUAUACUUUGAAUAACUAUGCAGUGUUGAUGGAUUUGACCAGUGCUGAUUUCCUACAACAAUCUGUUGCCCUCUUGCAUCCAGUAAUAUAUGUUGCUGCAACUAUACUGCUCACUUGCUUGGUCAUAAUUAUCGUAAGCUACAUAUAUUACCACAGUGUGGUCCGGAUCAGCAGAAAGACCUGGCACAUGUUGGUGAACUUCUGCUUUCACGUUUUCCUUACGUGUGCAGUGUUUGUAGUUGGCAUCAAUCAGACCAGGAAUAUUAGUGUUUGCCAAGCGGUUGGGAUAAUUCUACACUAUUCUACUCUUGCCACCAUCUUGUGGGUUGGUGUCACAGCACGAAAUAUUUUCAAACAGUUGACGAGGAAAGCAAAAAAAUCUCAGGAUCCUGAGGAACCUCCUCUUCCACCUCGGCCAAUGUUAAGGUUCUAUCUAAUUGGUGGAGGAAUUCCGAUCAUUGUGUGUGGCAUCACAGCUGCAGCUAAUAUUAAAAACUACGGAAGUAAAGUGAAUGCACCAUACUGUUGGAUGGCUUGGGAGCCCAGCCUGGGGGCCUUUUAUGGACCUGUCGGGUUUAUCAUCUUCAUCAACUGCAUUUACUUUCUUAGCAUAUUCGUGCAGCUUAAGCAACACCCUGAACGGAAAUAUGAACUGAAGGAAGCAGUGGAGGAACAGCAGCGUUUGGCAAGUGCAGACCGUGGAGAAACUAAUGUUAACGAUUCAACAUCAACAUCACAAGCAAAUUGUUCUGUGGUUUCCUCCUCCGCACUGGAGAAUGAACAUUCAUUUCAAGCACAAUUGCUGGGUACAUGUUUGUCAUUGUUUAUGUACAUUGCCCUGUGGGUAUCUGGUGCGUUAGCAGUGUCCCAGUACUACCCUAUGGACCUCAUAUUUAGCUGCAUAUUUGGGGCCACAGCUUUGAGCCUGGCUGCAUUUCUCAUACUUCAUCAUUGCAUUGGCAGAGAGGACAUACGGCAGUGUUGGAUGACUACUUGCUGCCCAGGGAGGAGUACUUAUUCCAUUCAAAUUAAUGUCCCACCUACAGAUCCUGGUCACGCCAAUGGUGAAACUUCAAAACUCACCAACAGCAGUACAGAAUCCUCCUGCACAAAUAAGACUGCUUCCAGCAAUAACAAGCUAUCCCAAGGAUGUAAGCUAACUAAUCUUCACGCUGCUGCAGUACAGAACCAGCAGGUUAAUUUGGAAAGUAAUUUAUCUACACAGCUUGACAACAGCCUUACAGAACAUUCAGUGGACAAUGAUCUGAAAAUGCACGUGGCCCCUGUGGAACUACCGUUCCGUUCUAAUGGACAAGUGAACAGGCAUCAUAAAAACCGGACUAGGGCCCACCAAGCUCAUCGUCACAGCAGGCUGACUGUGUUAAGAGAAUAUGCAUAUGAUGUACCUACCAGUGUGGAAGGAAGUGUGCAUAAUAUCCAGCCGAGGAGCAGGCACAGUAACCAUGAAAGUCGUCAUGGGAUUAGGAAAUCUCGCUCCGCUUUUAGAGACCGCCAUCAAUGCGGCAACCAACCCGAUGGUAGUGAUGUCUGUUACACACUGCCACAAUGCAAUCAAAGCACAGUAAAGAAUGGAGUUGGUGCCAGUAGAGACAGCAAACAAAAACCUAUUGUGGUUGAACAUGAGAACAGUAAGUCUUAUGGGCUUAACUUGGCGAGUCAAAAUGGACUGCUGAAAGGCAGCGGUCAGGAUGUCCCCUUGCUCGGUGCAGACAGCACUGGAAAUGUCAGAACUGGAUUUUGGAGAAAUGAAACUACUGUGUAGUUUACAAAAAAUCAAUUUUAUUAAAUCAAAACUGUGACAUGCAUUCCUUUCCAGUUAAAAUUGUAAAAGUUUACAGAAUUGUUUUACAUUGUGUAUUGAAACUGAAGGUACGAUCUUGCAUCUAAUAUGUGAAGCUAUAAGUUUCUUGUAUCUAAUUUUAUAUCUUUUUAAGAGACCCAAGGUUGCCAUUUUUGUGAAGUCACAAUGAGAAUAGUUUCACAGUUUCUAUUUUUGUAGCAUUUAGUCCUGUUUUGUUAAACACUGCUGGAUGUUCUUAUACCUAAAAUUGCAUGAGAAAUGGAGCUCAGAAGCAUUGGGCAAUAUCUACUUCUGAGCGUGUAAUUUUCUAAAUAAUAAAAGGUUUGCCUUGUGA
This is a messenger RNA of Leucoraja erinaceus (little skate), 6067 nucleotides long. RefSeq names its product adhesion G protein-coupled receptor A3 (gene adgra3). Gene Ontology annotation, biological process: cell surface receptor signaling pathway; G protein-coupled receptor signaling pathway. Lineage: Eukaryota; Metazoa; Chordata; Chondrichthyes; Rajiformes; Rajidae. Gene Ontology annotation, cellular component: external side of plasma membrane; plasma membrane. The transcript is spliced from 19 exons. The record is from RefSeq and is a predicted model, not a curated record. The coding region runs from base 1723 to 5694 and encodes 1323 amino acids. Gene Ontology annotation, molecular function: G protein-coupled receptor activity; protein binding.